Molossus molossus (Pallas's mastiff bat) is the source of this 1236-nucleotide messenger RNA. RefSeq names its product serpin family E member 3 (gene SERPINE3). The record is from RefSeq and is a predicted model, not a curated record. NCBI's taxonomy places the organism in Eukaryota, Metazoa, Chordata, Mammalia, Chiroptera, Molossidae. Gene Ontology annotation, biological process: negative regulation of endopeptidase activity. Gene Ontology annotation, molecular function: serine-type endopeptidase inhibitor activity.
AUGCAGGACCCCCUGCCCCCAUGCGACCUCCCCUGCUCUCUCUCUUCCUCCCCUCCUGUCUCCGCGGAGGAAACUGCGACCUCCGCUCCUGGGGACCUGACUGGUGCAGGCGAGCUUGCACUCGGCCUCUGCCAGAGCGUGGCUGCAGACACGAAUGGAACGAACCUUGUCAUUUCUCCCGCCGGCAUGACACCCCUCGAGAUCCUGCAGUUUAACAGUGGCGGGCAGCGGGCAGAGACCCUGGGUUACACUGUCCACAGUAAGAGACCAGUGACAGAGUUCAUGCAUGCUGUUUAACCCACACUACCCAGCUCCAGCCAGGGCUCCGAGACGGAGCUGGCCUGCACCCUGUUUGUGCAAGCGAAGACACCGUUCCCCUGCUUUGUGGAACAGGUCUCCUGGUGGGCCAGCUGCAGCCUGCAGCCAGCCAACCUCAGGGAGCCCAACGGCAGCAGCCAGGCCAAGAAGUGGUGUCCAAGCAGAGCACAGACUAGAGCGUGUACACAGGAGUCAGCCACACAGUCACUCUCUCUAGCAGAUGGGGGUCCAGGGAGCUUGACGCAGGACCAGGGUGGCCCAGCAUUUGCUCAGCUGGUGCUUGGAAGAGCCAUGUCUUUCCAAAGCACUUGGUGGCAGAGAUUCCCCUUCAUAGACACGCAGCUCCUGCCAUUCACCUGUGCACAGGGCCUCGUCCUCCAGUUCCCCAUAAUGUACCAAACAGCUGAAGUCAACUACAGUGAGCUCCUUCUCCACCAGCCGGUGUCUAAAGUGCGAGGAGCCCGGGAGCAGUACAGCCCGGAAAGGAGACCAGGUGUCUGCUCCGAAAGAUUUAGGAUCCAUAAUUAUUUCACCUUAAGUAAUACUUUAAAUUCUUGGGGAGUCACUGAUCUUUUUGAGCUACUCAAAGCUAACUUGAAAGAAAUUUUCAGUAACAACAGUUCUUCCAAGAUUUUUAGCAUUGUGUUUAUCCUGCAGAAAAAGACCACCUGCUUAAAUAACCAGUUUCUUCACUGGCUUGAGGACAAGGAUGCCAGGUUAGGCCAAGACGGCUUUUAUGUUUUUGGAGAAAACCACAAAGGCACCAAGGCACCAGCAGCCACAGCUUUAUUUUUACUAAAAAGGUCUCUUCCUAUUUUUAAAGCAGAUUGGCCAUUCAUCUUUUUCCUGAGAGAACACAACACAGGUAUAUCACAGUAUGUUUCGUUAGAAUUUAAAUAUGUAUCAGCGUCUCUCUAG